UUUGCCGACUCGUAUCGGCAAAAUAAUUGUCAUAUAUAAUUUGUUUUUAAAUUUUGAACAGUUGCUGUUCAUUAAAUAAGUUAAUAUAAUUUUUAACCAAAAUGGAAAGCCUAUUUGAUGAUGUUAAACGAAUGAAUAAGCGGCAGUUUCUAUACCAAGUAUUAAGUUUUGGUAUGAUUGUUUCCUCUGCUCUUAUGAUAUGGAAAGGAUUAAUGGUGGUGACCGGGAGUGAAAGUCCUAUUGUUGUUGUUUUGUCUGGUAGUAUGGAACCAGCAUUCCACAGGGGUGAUUUAUUAUUUUUGACAAAUUACCCUGAAGAACCCGUAAGGGUUGGAGAGAUUGUUGUCUUCAAAAUUGAUGGAAGGGACAUUCCUAUUGUACAUCGAGUGCUCAAAGUUCAUGAAAAGAACAACGGUACUGUUAAAUUUUUAACCAAGGGUGACAAUAAUAGUGUAGAUGAUCGAGGGUUAUAUGCCCCUGGCCAAUUGUGGUUAACAAAAAAUGAUGUUGUCGGAAGAGCUAGAGGAUUUUUACCUUAUGUUGGCAUGGUUACGAUAUACAUGAAUGAAUAUCCUAAAUUUAAGUAUGCUGUGCUGGCCUGUCUCGGAUUAUAUGUGCUAAUACAUAGAGAGUAACAUGGAAAUAGUAUUCAGACCUCAUUUUAUUUAUAUGUAAAGUCUCUGUUAAUUUAAAUAAAUAUUUUUUACAUAUACAAUGACAUGUUAAAUUUAUUGAAAAUAAAACA
Ctenocephalides felis (cat flea) is the source of this 745-nucleotide messenger RNA. Its product is annotated as signal peptidase complex catalytic subunit SEC11A-like. The transcript is spliced from 4 exons. Gene Ontology annotation, cellular component: membrane; signal peptidase complex. Gene Ontology annotation, molecular function: serine-type endopeptidase activity. The record is from RefSeq and is a predicted model, not a curated record. NCBI's taxonomy places the organism in Eukaryota, Metazoa, Arthropoda, Insecta, Siphonaptera, Pulicidae. Bases 102 to 635 code for a protein of 177 amino acids.